AUGUCAUCAUUUGAACCAGUUGUAUUGAUAUAUGGAUCGCCCGCAGAUAUUCUUCAUGCUACAUUAAGUUUACCUGUACCAUCCCUAUUUGCAUUUGAUCUUAAAUCACUUGAAAAUAUUGUUAAUCUUUCACCACAAAUGAACCAAUUAUAUCUCCACCGAUAUUUUCUUGUAUUACUUCAAUCAAUUGAUGAUACUAUUUUUCAUCAAUUACAAUCAAAUCAUCGUAUUAUCAGAAUAUACAAAAAACAAAACUCGAUCGAGCAGAAUUUCAAAGAAUUAAAUCAAAUGGCAAAUUCAUUUAAACAAUUAACACUGGAUAUUACAAAUGAUAUUAUUCAAUUUUUAACACAUGAAGGUGAAAAACAAUUGAAAUUAGAAAGAAUAUCUUUAGUAAAAAUUUAUUAUCAACAAGCUCGUAUACUAAAAGAAUGGAUGAUGACAUUUUUUAAAGCUGAACCAUGUCAUAUUCUUCUUAUAUCUUUGAAUAGUACACAAGAAAAUCUUGAUAAUACUCAACAAGGAUUACAAACAAUAUGUGAGAAUCUUGGAUAUAAUUCACCAAUAAUUCGUCAAUUUCAUGAUUAUCUUCCAUCAGAUGAAAGACAUUCAUCCUUAUUACCAUAUUCAAAAUUAUUAUUCAACAAUGAAAAUCCCGAGAACAUUUGUCGAAUGAUUAAAGAUCUUUCUCCAAUACGAUUAUAUCUAUAUGGAAAUGAACUAAAAAUUCCAAGUGAAUGGAGUAAUUUAAUGAUUGAAAAUGAAAAAGAAUUAAUUGAUGAUGAAGAGAACUGGAUUUGUUUUAUUGAAAAUGAUUUUAUUAGCAAUGAAAUCAAAUGGAAUUUUUCAUUUUUAUUUGGAAAAAAAUGGCAAAUCUCUCGUGUAACACCACUCGAUUUAAAUCAAUUAAAUAAUGACCCUCGAUUUGUAUCAGCACUUCGUCGAUCAUUUCUAACAUAUUCUCAACGACAAAUUCAAGUAACUGCUGAUAUAUUUGAUUGGUAUGAAGAUUGUGUCAAAAAAGAGUACAUUAAAUUAGAACCAAAAUUAAAUAAAGAACAAAUAAUACUGAAAUCGAAACGUCGUUAUUACCGAGUAGAAUUAAUUAAAGCACGAUGUGUUUUCUCAAAUCUGUGUUCAUUUGAAUAUUUGACAGUUGAUAAUGAAAAAUCGACUUCAAUAACAUUUAUAUGGUUAGAUGAACUAAUUAAUGAUUCGACUGAACAAUUUAAGAAAAUAAUCGAACCAUUUCAAUGGAAUUUUGUUAAUAAUAUCUCAUCCUGUGUGUCAUUGAUUGAAAAACAACUUCGUCAGAAAUCGAAUAUAUUCUUAAUUGUAUCUGGAAAAUUUGGUGAAGAAUUAUUUUUAACAACAUUUUUUUUAAUACAACAAGUCUUUUCGAUCUAUAUAUAUUGUGCUCAAAUUGAAUCGAAUUUAAAAUGGAGUAAAGGAUAUUUACAGAUCAAAGGUGUUUAUGAUAAUUUAAAUCAACUUGAACGACGUAUUGAAAAAGAUUAUCAACAAUUUCAAGAUUCUUUAUCUGAUAAAAAUUAUCGAAUAGUUCAUCAGAAUGAUAAUCAGUUGGAAGAUAGUGAAAGUGUAUAUUCAAUUGCACUAACUGUAUAUAAUAAGGAACAAGCGAGUUUAUUUUGGGGAAAUCAAAGAACAAUUGAUACACUUCUGAGUAUGCCGCAUUCAUUUGAAUCAAAAAAAGAAAUGAUGGAAGAAUUUCGUCGAAUCUAUAAAAAUAAUCGAAGAAUUCUCGAUGAAAUUAAUUUAUUUGACAGUAGUUAUGAUGAUUUAUUGAAGAAUAGUCAUGUUAAUGAAGCAUCAAUACAAUGGUACACAAAAGAUUGUUUCGUAUCGAAAACAAUAAAUAAAAUUCUUCGAUCAAAUGAUGUUGACCGAAUGUUUAAAUUUCGUCAUAUUCUUACUGAUAUUUAUCAACAUUUAAAUAUGUCAUAUAAACAAAACCAUUCAUGGAAUUCUAGUUCAUCAAAUGAAAUAUUUUAUCGUGGUCAAUUAAUCACAAACGAAGAUUUUGAUUAUUUGAAACAAAUACGAGGAUCUAUUAUAUCAAUGAACACAUUUUUAUCAACAACAAAAUCAAUACAAGUUGCUCUGAUGUAUGCAGGAAGAUAUCUCAAUAAUAAAGAUAUGGCAUCAGUUGUAUUCAUUAUUGAAAAAGAUCCAUGGCUUAAUACGCGUCCAUUUGCAAAUAUUUCACAUUAUUCAUUGUUUCCAGAUGAAGAGGAAACAUUAUUUUCGAUGGGGUGCAUCUUUAAAAUAGGAAAUAUACGUCAAUUAACAGGUGAAGAUAAUAUUUGGACUAUUCAUUUAAAAAUGCUCCAGCACGAUCAUUAUUUAAUCAACGAAAUCAAUUGA
This is a messenger RNA of Rotaria sp. Silwood2, 2385 nucleotides long. Lineage: Eukaryota; Metazoa; Rotifera; Eurotatoria; Philodinida; Philodinidae. The record is from the annotation of a GenBank genome assembly.